AAAAUAUGGAACUCAACCGAGAACAUUUUCGCGCCAUAAUUUAUUACAACUUUCAGAAACAAUUAUCGCAACAAGAAUGCCUUGCUGAGUUACUGUCUGUUUUCGGCAACGAAGCGCCACAUCAGUCGACAAUUUCCCAUUGGUAUGAAGAAUUCGAACGUGGACGGGUGAGUCUUAGCGACGAUCCCAGGGUGGGUGCACCAAAAACGGCAGUCACCCAAGAAAACGUCGAUGCUGUGCGCAAACUCAUCAUUGAGGAUAGACAUGUGACAUAUCGCGAGAUUGAGACGAGUAUGAAAAUUAAGCAGAAAGCAGCCAGGGUUAAUUGGUGUCAAAAAACGCUUGACCGUUUCAAUUCCGGAAACUCAAAAAAUGUGUACAGCAUUGUUAGUGGUGAUGAAUCGUGGAUUUACUGUUAUGAACCAGAAAAUAAACGACAGUCAGCUGUUUGGUUGUUCCAAGGUGAAGAAAAGCCAACAAAAGUCAUCCGUUCUCGAAGUGUUUCGAAAAAGAUGGUCGCGGCAUUUGUGUCAAAAGCGGGUCAUAUUGCAACAAUUCUUCUUAAUGAGCAAAGAACUGUUACUGCGGAUUGGUAUUCCACCAUUUGUUUGCCAAAAGUCAUCACCGAGCUUCGAAAAAUCAACUCGGAAAGAAGAAUCAUCCUCCAUCAAGACAAUGCAAGCUCGCACACAGCCCAAAAAACAAGGCAACCUAACGAUUUCUUUACUUUCCCGAAAAUUAAAAACAGACUGGGUGGUCAAAGGUUCCAGUCACCAGAAGAAGCAGUUGACGCAUUCAAAAAUGCAGUUUUGGAUUUGCCAGCAAACGAGUGGAAUAAGUGCUUCGAAAAUUGGUUCGAAUGCAUGCAGAUGUGUAUAAAUCUUCGUGGAGAAUACUUCGAAAAACAAUAA
Acanthoscelides obtectus is the source of this 911-nucleotide messenger RNA. Lineage: Eukaryota; Metazoa; Arthropoda; Insecta; Coleoptera; Chrysomelidae. The record is from the annotation of a GenBank genome assembly.